ACAUGCUUACAUGGGUUACAUAUCCAGUAUUACAUAUGCACAGAUAUUUUUACACACACACACAUGCACACACACAUACAUACACACACACACACAGCUCCCCCCCCAUACACACACACACGCACACACACAUACAUACACACACACACACAGCUCCCCCCCAUACACACACACACACACACACACACACACACACACACACACACACACACACACACACACAGAUAUUUUGAGACUAUUUUCACUCCAUAGCGCAGUUCUUCAGACUGGUGGCUGACCAGGUUGCUGUCAGCUAUAUGUUGUUCCUCAGUAACUGACAGGUUGCUGGAUGAACCUUCCGCGGUAGGGCAGUCAGUGGUGUGUACUUUCCGCCGUGGUUGAACCAACUCCUCUCCUACUGAUGACUUCCAUGACUCAAAGAAGUUCAGGCCUCGUGCAGAGGCGCACAGAAGCCUCGCGCACCGCUACCGACAAAGAUCGCGAGGUGGGCCGCGAGGAGCCGGAGCCCCGCGGAGGAGAGGAGCUGGAUCACGACGACAGCGGAGACUGCAAAGAAACACGACUCACCUUAAUGGAAGAAGUGUUGCUGUUAGGACUGAAGGACCGAGAGGGCUACACAUCCUUCUGGAACGACUGCAUAUCAUCGGGCUUGCGGGGCUGCAUGCUGAUUGAAUUGGCCCUACGAGGACGCCUUCAGCUGGAGCCAUGUGGUGUGAGGAGAAGAGGUCUGCUGUCCAGAAAGGUGCUUUGUAAGUCAGAUGCUCCAACAGGAGAUGUUCUUCUGGAUGAGGCUUUAAAACACAUCAAGGAAACCCAACCUCCAGAGACUGUGCAAAGCUGGAUUGAACUGCUGAGUGGAGAAACAUGGAACCCACUGAAGCUGCAUUAUCAGCUGAGGAAUGUCCGGGAACGACUGGCCAAAAACUUGGUGGAAAAAGGCGUCCUCACAACAGAGAAACAGAACUUCUUGCUUUUUGAUAUGACCACACAUCCCCUCACCAACAACAACAUCAAGCAGCGUCUCAUUAAGAAGGUCCAGGAAGCGGUUCUGGACAAGUGGGUAAAUGACCCUCAUCGAAUGGACAAGCGAUUGGUGGCUCUUCUAUUCUUAGCUCAUUCUUCUGAUGUGUUGGAAAAUGCAUUUGCCCCGCUACUAGAUGAGCAGUACGACUUGGCCAUGAAAAGAGUGCGACAGCUGCUAGAACUGGAGCCUGAAGCAGAGAGCGAGAAGGCCAACACGAAUGAGAUGUUGUGGGCUGUGGUAGCUGCUUUCACGAAAUGAGAGCACUGGACACAAUCUCUGGUGGUACUGUUCUGUGUUCUGUUGGGUACAAAUGAGAAGAGUAUUCCCAAUAAGAAAACUUUACUGGUGAUGCAGGAGAUUAUGUAUUACUGGCAUUUUUUUUUCUUCCAGGUAACUUUCUUGUGGACGAAUAAUUUGCUCCAAAUCUGAAAUUGCUAUUUCACUUAUCACUUUGCUAAAAAUCUGAACUCAAAAAGAUGAAUGAAAUUGUUUAUGAAACCAAUAUGUUGACUUUUUUUGUCUCUUAAUAUGUUAAUCGAACAGUUUGGCAAAUGUUAGAAUAAAGUGACUAACUCUUAGAUGAAUGGAAAUAUCCAUGUAAGAGCAACGUAAAAGGUUAUUUGAUUGGACCAAACGAUAUUAUGCUGUAAGUCUACAACAUCUAUGUUUCCACUUGUUUCAUACAAGAAAUGAGACAAUGUGGCAAGAUCCAAACCCAGUGUUGUGGACUGGCAAUAAGAAGUUAUUUCAUGUUGGCGUCUCGUCAAACAGCAGUGCGACAGCUGCUGGAACUGGAGCCUGGGGCAGAGAGCGAGAAGGCCAACACAAAGUCAAUAUGUGUUCAGUGUCAGGAGGAACUGCGUUAAGUUCAUAAUGACUCAAAUCCCAGGUCUGACUAAAGUAACAAGACCAGGUAGGAAGUUUAAAUCUCCAGAAACUGCUUUGAAAAUGGUUCAGUUUGUGUCUUUAUUGUUUUAGGUACAAUACAGUCAGCAGAAAUGGAAAAUGCAGUAAGGAAUGAUUUUGUGUAUAAUCUUUUCUGGAUGUAGAAAGCAAACCGUUUUUGUCAUACAAGGUGUACGGUUAUCCUGCAGAGAAAUACAUUUGUGACAAUAUCCUUAUCUAUUGUACUGACGACUUGAUCUAGUUCAAAUAAUCGUUCAACCUGAAGCUUCAUUCUUGAUCAGGACAGGAAUAGGUCUAGCUGAUUGAUGAUUGAUCACAAAGCUUCACUUGGAAAAAAAUGACUCAAGCUCUCGAACAUGAAACUACUUUCUUUUUGUACAGCUGUAGCGUAAACAUACUGAUUCAGAAAACCAAUCUAGAUUUAGACUCGUCUUGCAAAAUUGACAAGAUCCUGAAGAGUUUAGCUAGUGAAAUACUCAGUUCUAACUGGAACAGGGAUUGAUUAUGCAGGGCAUUUGAUGUUCAGGUAACUCAGAUUGGUUCUACUGUUUGAAAUUGUAAAUUAGUUUGUUUAAUCCUGUUUACCAUAAACGAUCACCUCGUCCUACUUUUGUAUCACCAAGCUUUUGUGUUGAUCAACACUGUUCUGUGUUAUAAAUGCUCAGAGUUGCAGAACUGAAGAUAAUGGAAGAUGUUUUCUUAAUAAAAUUUUUAAUAUGUU
Molecule: messenger RNA, 2651 nt
Organism: Poeciliopsis prolifica (blackstripe livebearer)
Lineage: Eukaryota; Metazoa; Chordata; Actinopteri; Cyprinodontiformes; Poeciliidae
Product: Golgi phosphoprotein 3-like
Exons: 4
Coding region: 401-1282 (293 amino acids)
Biological process (GO): Golgi organization; retrograde vesicle-mediated transport, Golgi to endoplasmic reticulum; Golgi vesicle budding
Cellular component (GO): cytosol; Golgi cisterna; trans-Golgi network
Molecular function (GO): phosphatidylinositol-4-phosphate binding
Source: RefSeq, a predicted model, not a curated record